AUGGACGACGGCCGGAACCCCGACCAGGCUCUGUGGGUGCAGUACGAGUCCGCGUCCAAGAAGGUGCCCGUGAACGGGUGUUUGGAUGUUGGUCGCUGGCUCCGAGAUGUGAAGGCGGCUUUUGUGCCGGGUCUCGAGAAAGUUUCCGUUGCACGCUUGGAGCUGUACGCUCAUCGGGGAAGUGGCAGCCCUCAAGAGCUUGGUGCCGACAAUUUGGAGUUGUUGACCAGUGGCAAGAAGCUCUCAAAGCUAAUAUCUCUGGGACGAGGUUUACAACAGGAUGAUGCAUUUCAUCUCAGGAUAAAGAGGGAUUGCAAAGGCAGGAAGACGGAAGCAGACGCUUGGGGUGGAGACACUGACCUCGCAUUCGCUGCCGAAGCAGCUGCAUCUGCGGCACGUUUGCAGACUGAUGUCGUUCUUUCGAAAGGGAGUGAUGGCCAUGCAGGAUACUGGUGUGAAGCGUGCAAGGCGCAUUGUUGUUCUGCGACGGCAUGGAAGCAGCAUUAUGGCAGCAAGCAGCAUCAGCGCCUUCGAGGCCGAGGCCCUGUAAAGUGUGUUGGGGGUGAGGCCUGCCCAGAGGAUGCGAAUCCCUGGUCGAGGGGUAUGGCAGCGCUGGCACAAUUUCCUCUUCGCCGCGGGGGCACGCUGGAUGUGUCCACAAAGUUCUUUGAUUUGGCGGACUCUCAGAAGGCGCUUCUGAGACUGUAUCUUGCUAGCAGCUUCAACGGCGAGAAGGAGCUUCUCAAAGCCUUCGACGUUCUGUUGGAGAACUCGGCUGAUCAUCUGCGAAUCAAAGAGUUAUUUGAGACGAUCGAAAUUUGGAAGAAGGUGGUUUCGCACCUGCAGCGCUGCAACGCCAUGCGGAAAGCGCGCGGUGUGGCGGCUAUCGCUCGGAUCUACGACGUAGGAAGCGGGCAUGGGCUGCUGGCUGUCCUCUUGGCAUACCGUUUCCCGAGCACAGAAGUUGUCGCUGUAGACCUGGAGAAGCGAGCAGGCUUCGAGCGCUACGUAGACGCCGUGAACAGCUUUGGCUCCUGUGUAGGUAGCAACACGACUUGCCUCUCCAACCUCUCAUUUGUGAUCAGCAGUUUUGAGGAUUUUGAAGGUUUGAGACAAAACGCCUCUACAACCAGUGGUCUCAGCACCUCUACCGGUGGUCUUGCUUAUGUUUGUGUACACGGCUGCAACGAGUUGAACUUUGCAGUGCUCCGACGCGCCACAGAGAAACUCGCUGCUUGGCUUGUUGUGCCAUGCUGCAUACGGGAUGGCCUUACAGACAUCUCCGUGCGAUGCGGUGGCAAAGAUGGUGGAGAGGUAGGAGACGAUUCCCGACACGCAAUCAUGUGCGGCAUCGCAGCUGCGCAGCACAAGGCAGUUGCAAUAGUGGCUGUCGACCGUCGCAUCACCAAUCGCCACCUGAUCAUUGAAGGGGAUGCAUCAGCAUAA
Molecule: messenger RNA, 1446 nt
Organism: Symbiodinium natans
Lineage: Eukaryota; Dinophyceae; Suessiales; Symbiodiniaceae
Source: the annotation of a GenBank genome assembly